CCGAUCGAGACUUUCGUUGAAGGUUGGCAGCCCUAAUGGGCCGGAAAACAGGUUUAGAACCUCCGUUUCUCCACAGUUCCUCUCUCUUCUUGUUUUCUUUUUCAAUUCGUUUGCCGUAAGAUUUUGGUUCGGGUUUGUUUUUAAGUUUUUUUUCCCGAAAAGUUUUCGAUUUUCUUUUUAAUUUCGGAAAGUGGAACUGCGGGCGAGGACGGCUGGACCCGGACCCGCGACAAUGGACAGACGGACUCGCUGCGUAAACCUGCAGGAAAUUCGCCUCGCUUGAAUUUCAACCUCACAAAGGCUAGUCUAUUCGGAUUACGCGUGAAUAUGGAAAAACAUGCUGAAUCCAGUGGGAUCAUGAAUGCAAAUUCUGAUAAAAUUCACUCACUCUGCCUAGGAGUGGAGAUUUGCGUCGUGUGCGGUGACAGAGCUUCUGGGAGACAUUAUGGUGCAAUAAGUUGUGAAGGGUGUAAAGGGUUCUUCAAAAGAAGCAUACGGAAAAGAUUAGGCUAUCAAUGCAGGGGCAACCAGCAGUGUGAAGUAACAAAACAUCAUAGAAAUCGAUGCCAAUACUGCCGACUUCAAAAAUGCCUCACUAUGGGAAUGCGAAGUGAUUCUGUUCAACAUGAGAGGAAGCCCAUUUCUGUUAAAAAAGAAUUUCCCAACCAUAGCAGUCCAUUUUAUCCUUCCAAUAUCGGUCAAUCAAAUUAUGGAGUUUACAAUUCUUUACCAUACAAUUUAUAUUCAGAUGGGUAUAUUAAACAGGAAUCAUCAAACAUUAUUGGAAAUUACGACUAUAGUAACUAUGAUGAGUCUUCUGAUAGUGAUUUGAUUGAAUCAAUAGGACCUGGACAAGAUAGCAAGUCAAUGAUAAACUCAGCAAUGGAAAUAGCUACUAAAUUGGGCAUGAACGGUAACUUUGGGAACUCCGACGAUGAAGAAAUGGAAAAUUUACAAUUUGAUGGACGGCUACUAGAUGAUAACGCAUUCAUUUUCCAAAUUCAAAGCCCAUCGCCAAUGCCUGCUUACACUGAUGUACAUUACAUUUAUGAAAGUGCAUCAAGACUACUUUUUCUCUCAGUGCAUUGGGUGCGAAAUGUACCCGCAUUCCAAAUUUUGAACAUGGAUACGCAAGUAUCACUCAUCAAAGGGUGCUGGAGUGAACUGUUUACGUUGGGACUCUCUCAGUGUGCCCAAGUCUUAGCUCUUCCUACGAUUAUUUUAUCUAUCAUCAAUCAUCUCCAAAGUUCUGUAGCACAACAGAAAAUUUCUUCUUCCAAAGUAAAGGCAGUUACCGAACAUAUAUUUUCACUUCAAGAUUUUGUUGGCUCUAUGGUUGCUCUAAAUGUGGACGAUCACGAAUAUGCUUAUUUGAAAUUAAUUGCUCUAUUCAGCCCAGACAACCCCAGUUUACACAUAAGGCGACAGUUGUCAGAAUUGCAAGAGAAAGCUUUUCAAGAACUCAGAGAACAAAUAGGCGAUGUCAAUUCUAACAGAUUUGCAAGAUUACUUCUCCGUUUGCCUCCAUUAAGAGCUUUGAACCGGCAUAUCAUGGAACAGAUAUUUUUCCCAGGCCUUGGCGAUCAAUGUGAUAUAGAUAACAUUAUUCCAUUUAUUCUUAAAAUGGAAAGCAUUGAUUUUGUGAAUGAACAAAAUAAUUAAAUUUUGCUGGCAUGUCAUUUUGGAGAUGAUCAUAUUGACAAACAGUUGACAGCCUUAUUUAUAUUGUACUUAAGCAAGUAACUAUUUUUCCCUUAAUUUUUUGUUUUUGUUGGUUUUGCUUCCAUUUGGAUUUAAAUAAAACAUUUUAUUAUAUUCUUUAUAGGAGUGAGUUAUGUAUGUGCAAUAAAUCGAAGUGAAAAAGUAAGACAGAAUGGUUUUUUAAAAAUUCAAAGUUAUUGAAGGAUGUUAUGGGCAAUAUUUAACGUAUUUUUUUACGUUUUUAGCCUUUGUCAUCUUAAUUAACAUGUUUUUAACAUAAUAAAAAAAAAUGUACCCAUUUAAAUAUCCAAAUGUGAUAAUUAUUCAUUUUAUAUUCUGUUUUUAGUUUAAUAUAUUGCAGAUAAAUGCUGCUACAGUUCAGGUUAUUAAACGAUAUAUUUGUUGAAUAUUCUACCAAAUCAAAGUUGAUUUCUGCUUAAAAAGGAUCGUUUUUUGUUUGUUUUAGUUGAUAAGUGUUAGAGCUUUUAAUUUAUAUUUAUGUGAAUUAUUUUGGUGUAGCGUUGGAUAUUUAUCUUUAAAAAUUUUCUUUUCCAAAUAGUUAUUUUGCACUAGUAUUAUUUGAUUUUGAUUAAGUUUUAAUUUGAUAAUUUGUAGAAUGUAGUAAGUAAGUACAAAACAAUAGUAGUAAAAAGUUGAAUUUUUUUUAAUGUUAUUUGUAAGGGCUGUUUUUGUCCAUUGCUGCAAUACAUCCUUUAAUCAAUGUUACUCGAGAGAGAGCUUUUCAUGGUGCAAAACCUUAUACAAAUCGAACAUAAGUGUUUUUAUUAUACCUUCUUCUUAAUGUUUUAUUUAUACAAUUUAAUUUGAAUAGUACUUUUACCAGAAUUACCUCUAUUUAAAAUCAUGUUAAUAUAUUUUUUAAUUUUUCACCACUCCUUUCAACCUUGAAAUUAGGUUUGUUUUUAUAUGAACAGGGUACGAUCUAUUAUUCUUUACUGUUCAUAAACAAAAGUUAGAGGUUUUACAGGGUCUUGUAUAUUUUGCAAAGUUUUAUUUUAAGAUUGGCACUCGAAACAAAAAUUUUGCAAAUACAGGUAAUAUGUGUAUUUAUUUCUUGUAAAAAUACAAAUUUACGAUUCAUCAAAAUAUCUCUUACAACGCACUAAUUUAUUACAUUUGUUUUAAAUUCUAGAAUAAUUACUUCUAGAAUGAAAGUUGUAUUAUUAUUAUUAUUAUUGUGUUAUUUUUUCAUUGGUGUGGAGAUAUAUAUAUAUUUCCUUAGUUGUCAUUAGGCAAAUUUGGGGUUGUACGAUAAAAUGAAUUUUAAGACAAUAAUUGAUGUAAGUAUAAUUAUUUAUAUAAUCUAGAAUAAUUUGUUAAAUCGUCUUGAAACAUAUUUUGUAUAAAGAAAUGUACUUAUAGGUUUUGUGAGCAGGAAAUUAUUCGGCCGACAUUUUGUUUCUGUUUGCUGUAGUUUUGUGAUUGAUAACAUCCCGUUACAAUGCUCGGAACUACUCAUAUCACAAAACUAAUUUUGUUGUAAUCCUAGUCUACCAAAGCUCAUAAGUUUUAUAUAUAUUAUUAACCAUAAAGGCGUAAAUUAGAGAGAUGGUUUUCCUUGGUCGGUACCAGUUAACGUUUCUUGAAAUAUACCCCAAACAAUAUAAUGUGACAAAUUAUAUUUUUCAAAUGAAAAUUUGAAUUUAAAAUGUUGGUAGAUAUAGCAAAAUCAGUCAUUUUUAUAUACAAAUUAUAUUAUUAUUACUAUGUGCAAUGUGUCCAAAGACAAUAAAAUAAGAGGUCUGACAAUAACAUAGAUUAUUUAUCAUAUUUUCUGUUGAUAAAGUAAAAACAUGUUUAUUGUGGUUGUACACCUGUUGUCAGAUCACAAAGUAUAUACUUAAUUUUCGUAAUGUAAUACGAGAUAUAGAUUAAUUAUUGUACUUAAUAGGUUUAUUGGGCAAUAGUAUUUAAAAUAUUUUGAGACAUUAUAUUUUCUGAGACGAAGUUGUAUUUAUUUUUAUUAAACGUUACAGUUGUCGAUAUAUUUCCAACUGAUCUCUACCAUAUUAUGUAUUCACACAGGAUAUUUUCAUAACAAAAAAUAUGUUACAGCCAUUGAUGUUCCAACUGAUCUCUUUAUCAUGUUUUUGUUCACACCGGGGAAUUGUGAAAACUA
Cimex lectularius (bed bug) is the source of this 3841-nucleotide messenger RNA. RefSeq names its product orphan steroid hormone receptor 2 (gene Hr78). Gene Ontology annotation, biological process: regulation of transcription by RNA polymerase II; cell differentiation; anatomical structure development. Lineage: Eukaryota; Metazoa; Arthropoda; Insecta; Hemiptera; Cimicidae. The record is from RefSeq and is a predicted model, not a curated record. The transcript is spliced from 10 exons. Bases 328 to 1662 code for a protein of 444 amino acids. Gene Ontology annotation, molecular function: zinc ion binding; RNA polymerase II cis-regulatory region sequence-specific DNA binding; nuclear receptor activity.